Mesoplodon densirostris (Blainville's beaked whale) is the source of this 186-nucleotide messenger RNA. RefSeq names its product metallothionein-1E-like. The transcript has a single exon. Lineage: Eukaryota; Metazoa; Chordata; Mammalia; Artiodactyla; Ziphiidae. The record is from RefSeq and is a predicted model, not a curated record. Gene Ontology annotation, molecular function: metal ion binding. The coding region runs from base 1 to 186 and encodes 61 amino acids.
AUGGACCCCAAGUGCUCCUGCCCCACUGGUGGCUCCUGCAGCUGCACUGGCUCCUGCACCUGCAAAGCCUGCAGAUGCACCUCCUGCAAGAAGAGCUGCUGCUCCUGCUGCCCCGUGGGCUGUGCCAAGUGUGCCCAGGGCUGCGUCUGCAAAGGGGCCUCGGACAAGUGCAGCUGUUGUGGCUGA